AUGAAAAACCUCCUGACUCCCAAUCACCUCGCCGCCAUCUGGGCCGGCGUCUUUCCCCUAUCAGAUGCCAGCGGACCUCCCCAGCAGUGGAUCGACCUUCACUCGAAGUCAGUCGUCUACAACGACCACGCCUUCCAGGUUCAGCGCCAAGGGCACGCCGGCAUAGCGGAUCACGUCGGGAUGUGGAAACAUGCGAACCCCAACUUCGAAAUGCGCGUUGAGCUCGUCUGGCAAGAGCUGGAAAAGAACGGGAAAGUUCACGUGACUUUUGCCUUUGUCGGAACCGGAACGUAUACGAACGACCUGACGAGCCAGUUCAAGGCCAGCGGAAAGACGUUCCGCUAUCGAGGAAGAUUGGACCUGACUAUAAACGAAGAUGAUGGGCUUAUCGAGGUUGUGGAUGAGUAUUAUCCACUUCACUUUGACGCGGGAACAUCGAUUGAUGACUAUCGGAAGCGCGAGGAAGACAAUGAGUUCAAGGCCUAA
This is a messenger RNA of Colletotrichum acutatum, 486 nucleotides long. RefSeq lists its product as uncharacterized. NCBI's taxonomy places the organism in Eukaryota, Fungi, Ascomycota, Sordariomycetes, Glomerellales, Glomerellaceae. The coding region runs from base 1 to 486 and encodes 161 amino acids. The record is from RefSeq and is a predicted model, not a curated record. The transcript has 2 exons.